Fonsecaea multimorphosa CBS 102226 is the source of this 2637-nucleotide messenger RNA. RefSeq lists its product as uncharacterized. The record is from RefSeq and is a predicted model, not a curated record. The transcript has 2 exons. Bases 1 to 2637 code for a protein of 878 amino acids. Lineage: Eukaryota; Fungi; Ascomycota; Eurotiomycetes; Chaetothyriales; Herpotrichiellaceae.
AUGGACCCCGAAUCUUCUGACAGCGAUGUCUCUGUUGGCGGAGGUGAUGAAUAUCGAUUUGCCAGUCCUCUGACUGCACCAAUUCCCCUGCCGCCGCCAGCAUCAAAGCACGCACUGGAAUCUCCCGAUGCCGUUCAAGCACGUCUCGACGAACUCCAACGCGUCGAAGACCACAACGUCAAGAAAUAUGAUCUGCUCAGGGCUAAGCGCGCGCGGAAAGACGAGAAAAUCCGUCGCAGGCGCGAUAUCCAGGACAAGAAAUGGGCUCUUAUUGUGGAAGCGCGUCAACGCAGAGACGCUAGAAUUGAGGCGCGCCGAAGGAGGGAAGAUGCGGCCUUUGCCCAGUUUGAUCAUGAGCUAGAGGAGGAAGAAAGUAAUCUCCGGCGCCGGCUGAAGCGACUCAAACGUGGACUACCACCAGACGAGUCACCAGCACCAGGAGGUCGUAGCAUAUCGUCAUCGUCAAUGUCGCCGCCAGGUCCCGCGCUCUCAACUCUUCCCCCACCCCCCAAGCGUCACCAAGUUGGUCCUCCAGGCCAGCCUGAUGCUGUUAAUCCAGCUCAGUCGAGACCUUCGCCGCAGUCCAAUCUGGCAGCGCCUGCGAAAAGCACUUUGCCUGCUCCCUCCUACUCCUUCUAUCGCGACUCGGCUUCAUCCUACUCCCGUCCAUAUCAUCACUCAUCCUACUCGACCACCCCGAACAAUGCGUCCCCGACGAUAACGACGAACGGGUCAGGUCAUGCCCACCAACCCUCGGCCGACCGACCGCAACUGAACCAUCUCGGACGGCCAGCUUCUCCGCUCCCACGAUCCGUCCCGAGUACUCAGUCACCUGUGACACCAGCGACGAAUCCUAAUCCGCCCAGACAGAUUUAUGAUACGCGCCCGCCACCAGCCACUACGUCUUCUGGAUUCGCUUCGAUUAACGCGCCUCCAGCCUCGGGAUUUGCGACCAUCAACGCAAGAACGACCGCAACUCCACCGACAUCGCACGUCCCCAUGUCAAGACCUCUGAACGAUGGAGAUCCCAACAGGACCCCUAAUCAUCCAGCCAACAACAAUGGAGUCGAACCCAAUCACUUCCAUUCUUACCCAAGUGCUCCAACUCCUUCCAACUCCACAGCACCGACUGGGAGUGGUAGCAAACGUACGCCCUCAACAACCCAUCCAUACCAGAUGUCCGAAGCAUUUGCAAACCGCCACCACCACUGCGAAAGAGUCGACACACUGAACCGUGGUAUCUGGACGUCCUAUGGUCCGGGAGGCACGGCAGAGCAUCCGACAGGACCUGCAGUCGAGAUGUACCUUCGGUGCAAUCACGACGGAUGUUCGCGUAUUGAUUGGCGUACUGUGCAUGGUCUGCAGUGUCACAUUGUUAAGAACCAUGAUCAGCCCAAGGGCACCAUUGGUAGUCUUGACAAGGCUCUUGAGAGGUACGGCGUUCCGGUCAAAGAGGUCGAAGAUUUCGAAUUCCACAACGGCAGAGGCACUGCGGGAACUAUGGCAGACCCAAAGAACCUAAAGAUGAAGCUCAAGACGAAAGUCCAGACUUUUGGCAGAGUCGGCACCCCGGGCUCUUUCGGUGUCGAUCCUGAGGCGAGGCCAGCUGGCUACAGACCCAGUCCGGCUGCCACCGACGACAGUCCAACAAUGUCAGAUGGUCUCAAAAGAAGUCCCGACACACCCAUGACAAACGGCUAUCCCAACCGUGCCGUGAGCAAUGAGAACGGUAGACAGUCUGCACCUCAAACAGCAGCGGGCUCUCCCGCCAUCACGCACACGGCUGUCCGACCAGGGUGGAUGGGGGUAAAUGCGCCGUCGUCGACCCCGGUGACCAUCGAACCGGAACCUAAAAGCCUGCAAGGGGACUUCAGUUCGACUGAUACUCCGAGUAACGAGGAUACGACCAAUUCUCAACCUGCGGUUCCAUCUGGAGAGACUCUACCUACGCCUCCAUCUACCGUCACGGCUACUACUUCACAAACGGAUUCCAGAGACACAAUCACAAUCGGCGAAACUGUGGCCACUGCUCCCAAACAGCAAUUCUCUGCUGCCGGACCAGUCGGGGCUGAACCGUUGACCUCUUCAACCCAAACACAACCAGCCGCCGAAAUCAAGAGAGAAGAGGAGAAGGGGGAGGGCCAAGAACUUUCUAGGCCAAAGGCAAAGGACCAAGAUGUUCAUAUGACGGGAACAUCAGAGGACAAUCAACCGAAGCCCGAUGAGAUUCGAGUAAAUGGUGCAACUAAUGCGGAGAAGGAUGCAGCACCUGAAAAGCCGACACAGGGACCAGAUCCGACCGCAGAACAGUCCGAUACAAUCGAGAUAGAUGGGGGCGCCGCGAAGGACGCCAGCACUGGCGCUGUCCGGCGAUCCACGAUGCAAUCUCCAACUAUCACGACGAGGUCUCUUACUGCGACCACGCCUGGCAGCGCCCGACGACCAAGUCGACGAUCCAGUGCAGCGAGGAAAUCCGUCGAUGUCGAUGGGGAACCGGGUAGACCUGCGAACAACGAGAACGAUGACAAAGAAAAAAACGACAAGGAUGGCAAGGAUGAGAAAGCAGAGAAGGAGAACACUCGGCUGGAACCUCGGCGGUCAUUGACUGGACGACUCAUGCGAAGCCGGAAGAUUUAG